Symbiodinium sp. CCMP2456 is the source of this 384-nucleotide messenger RNA. The record is from the annotation of a GenBank genome assembly. NCBI's taxonomy places the organism in Eukaryota, Dinophyceae, Suessiales, Symbiodiniaceae.
AUGGUAAGGGGGUGCAUUCCGGUUCUGAUGUUCCAUCCAGACUCCUAUCCAGUGCUCCCGUUCGUGGCAUGGAUACCGUGGAACGAGUUUGCGAUGGUCUUCUCCAUAGAGAGCGAGGAUGAUGCUGCCACAGCGCUCCACUCCCUCCUCGCAACUUCCGAAGAAGACUGGCAGAUGCGGCGGAAGAGGACUCUUCAGUAUGCACCGAUGAUUUCAUUGGCGCUGCAGAACUGUCCGGAGCAGAUCACUGGCGCCUUGGACCUGGUCUCGAAGGAGCUGGAAGAGAAGGUCGGCCUUCUGAACUCGGCCUUGGCAGGCCUUCGCGUUGCAGCUCCACCGGCAGACGAGAGCCACUGGCUUCGCUGGGGGCCAUCGCAGGCGUGA